GCCAACCGCGGCCUGGGACCCCCGCUUGUGCCCGGCUGGCGUUGUCACAAUGCUCCCACCCAGUCGUGGCCCGCGGCACUCGGACGGAAGCAGUCUAUUUAUGUCCAGCAACAUUUUUGAGGAUGAUGGCACCUCUUCCGUCAUGAGCGCGAUGCCGUCAGUCCUGCAGCCGCAGCACACGGCGCCAGGGUACGAGCAGCCCCACCUCCAGCCCCAGCCCCAGGUGAUGUCGCUGUCAUUUGCGCCGCGCUUUGCCAGCAGCACGCCGGCGCCGCGGUCACCACAGCGGACGCUGGCGCCGCAGCGCCCCGCGCCGUCGAUGGCUCUGAACACCACAGCAGCCGCUGCAUUGCAGCGGCCAGCAGCAGCUGUGCCCGCCGGCGGUAGUUCAUCGUCCCCCUUCGUGGCCGCCGCCGGCGGCGAAGGAGGCAACAGCGGCUUGGCCACGGCAGCCGCUCCCAUGAUUGCUGUAGCUUCCAGGCCAGCGGAGAGGACGGGUGCGGAAGCACCGGCAGAUGUAGAUUUGCAAGGUGCAGAGCCGCCGGCGCCUUGGCGGCGUCGUGACCGCCUGCUGCUGGCCCCGCCGCCGCCAGCGCCAGUGCUGCUGCCUCCUACGCCGCUGCCCCCGCCAGCCCCAGCCGCUGCCGCGCAGGUAAAGGCGGAUGGCACAAUCCCAGACAGCCCCGAGCCUUCACCACAGCAGCCGCAGGAGCAGCAGAAACACAGGCCACAGCUUGGGCGCCCGCCAACGUUCGGGGAACUCUUCCCAGUGCUGAAUGACUCGGGCUCAUUCACGGCAGCCAGUCACGCCGCGCGGGUCGGCCCCGGCGCAGGCGCUCUGACGGCUCCGGGCUCCACCACGUCACCCGGCGCUGCCUACACAGUGGCUGAGGGUGCGCCAACAUCAAGAGCAGAUGCUGGUCCUGGCGUUCCCGGAAGCCCCGCCUACGGCUGCAGCGCUGGGGUGCUGGUUGACAGCGCUGCAGCCGCGCACGCCUCUGCUACAGCCAUCACCAGCAGAAGCAGAAGCAGGGGCUUCAUGCUGCCAAUGCCGCCAUCCGCCGCCAGUGCCAUUCCACGCCCGCCAGCCGCUGCGGCGACCAGCAGCGGCGGAGCCACAGCGGGCGUGUGUUCAGGCGUGCAGAGCUCUCCAGAAGGGGAAGCGACCAUGAGGCUCCUAAGGCGGAGUCUUGCUGCUGGUGACGUGCAGCAGGUGCGGUACACGGACGCGGCGUCCGGGGCUUUCCUGCACCUCAUUGCUGCGGGCACCCGCCCUGAGGCAGCAGGCACCCGGCUGCCUCUCUCUCUCAUUGCGCCGGGUGUAGAACCGGCGCCCGAUGUCGACAAAGGUGCCCCUGGCCUGCUGCGGCCAGCGCCCUCUGCGCCGCCUAUUGGUGAAGACACGCUGUCGCCCCGGGCAGCCAGCAGUCAGUCGACCGGCGCAGGCCGUGUCCUGGAGUCCCUGCCAGCCGGCCGGAUGCCUGGCUGCGGCAGCCACAGCCGACCGGCGAGCGGUUUUGCCUGGACUUCGGGCGGGCGCUGGAGCCCCGGCGGUGACCUAAACAGCGUUAUGUCCAGGUUCCAGCGCCUGUCGCAUGGCUCGCACCUGCAACAGCAGCUUCAACAGCAGCAGCAACAGCAGCAGCAGCAUACGCCGCAGACGUUGACUGGUGUGCACACCUCCAAACAGCGCGUGGCGAGCAUCCCGAACAGCGGCGGGGGCUCGAGGUCAUUAGGAGUGGUGUCGCGGCUGCUCGCCGGUGCAGCUGCUGUGAGGGCCACAAGCGGCGGCACCCUCAUCAGCCACGCCGCCGCCGACGGUGCUGGGCGGCUGCUGUCCGGAGCCACCCCAAAUGCGCUCGUUGCUUCCGUGGGCUCGCCGUCCUCGCCCUCCGCGCGGACAACGGCCAGCGAGGCGUGGCGUCAUCCGGUCGCACAGCCGCCGCUGCUCUCAACCGCCUCGCCGGGCCCCGGCCGCGGGCAUCAUCUACGCGUACCGCUACAAGGAGCGGCCGGUGGCAGUGGCGGCGGCCUCGGGAGUCUGGAGGCACAUUCAUCUCGGCAGCACUACGCUCAGGCGUCAGGCGGCAGGCGGCUGCCCAUCAAGGCCCCUUCGGCCGCUUUCCUAGGCUCGACCACGCUCGGCAACGCAGUCGGCAAGACAAGAAGGGCGCUGAGGAAGACGAGCUCCGCAGCCAAGCUGCUGAUACGCACAGCGGCAGGCACGCCCGGGCAGCUGCAGGUGCUGGACACAGCUAAGGUGCUGAUGCAGGGGCCGACAACCAGGGCCAACGCUGGCACUGCGUUUGUGGUGGGGUCUCCGCCGGCAGCGUCGGGAUUGCCCUCAGCAACGGGCGUAGGCUCUCCCAUGCAAGGACCGUCUGUGGCAGGCAUGUCGGGCGCAGCUGCUGGGGUUGGCGGCGGGGGCCCUCCGUCGACCUCCAGCGUUCGUAUGCGCGUUUCAAUGCCGGGAAGCACUCGCGGGGCCGCAUCGCUGGCAGCCGGCAGUAGUGCCGGUGGCGGCAUGGACGCGGCGGUCUCGGCCGUCCUCGCUGCCGAUGCGACAACGUUUGGCGAGCUGCUGCGCCUGCAGUGGUGCGUGCCAUCGGUACCCCCGGCAGCGGCAGCUGACGGCAGGAUGAUCUCACUUCAGCAGCAGCGGAGACGAAGCAUUGGUGGCUUGACGGGCGGGGCUGCGACAGAGCCACCCGUCAAGCUGACCCCGGACGUGGGCGCUGUCACAGAUGGCAUGCAACAAGUCCACAGCAGCGCCAACCCUGGAUGGACAGCUGAGCGUCUGUCAGCCGCAGCGGUGGACGCUGUACGCAUGGUCGCAAACGUUGUGUCGCCACGCAUCUCCCUUGAUAGGCCACGAGAGCCACUGCCCGCGCUGCCGGCGCCUUCCCAGAAAUCAGUCCAGGCGCAUCAGUCCCGCCAGUCGCAAGCAGGAACACAGCGUGCAGCAGCGGCGGCUGCAGGCGCUGCCGUGGUGUUCCGGGGAAUACGGGUGCGCAUGGGCUUGCACAGCCACGUCACUACGCCUGCGGACCUGACACGGAACGACGCGUGCGGUCGCGUGCAGUACAGCGGCUCCCUGCUGCGGCUGGCCAAGGCCGUGAGUGACGUGGGCCAGGGAGGCAUGGUACUGCUCAGCCAGGCGGCCCGGGACGCGCUGCAGCAGGCGGCGGAGGGCGAGUCGGCGGCGGCGCUGCAGAAGGCGCUGGGCGGACCCUUUGUGCUGCUGUGGAUGGGAAGGCACACGUUUGCAGACGGCGCAGUAGACGCGCACCUGUACCAGGUUGUCAGCAUGCCGCUGGUCGGGCGCCUGGCGUUGCAGCUGCAACAAUCAGGGCAGGCCCUGCUGCGCAAGUGCGCACCCGUGCCGCCUCUUGGUGGCGGUGUGUUCGAUGCACCUGCCGCGGGCUUUGGGACUCUGGCCCGAAUCUCAGUCGUGGGCGCGUCAACGCUCAUGGCUUGGAACGUCGAGGUCACGACGCGAGCCCUGGCGCAGAUGCACGAAAUGCUGCUCGGCCACCUGACAUGCUGCACCAGGGCCACCUGCAACGCAGUUGUCGAGGAGGAGGAGUCCAGCGGGCCUGAUGGCGGCGUGCGGGCGCGCGUCGCUAGCAACAACCUCGCCAGCUGCUACAUAGUGGAGGGGGCUGAGGGGCUCCUGGGCUCAGGCAAGAGCUUGGGACGUGGUGGUCGCAGCAUAACGGCCAAGCAGAAGUCCAUCUUCGCCGUCAGCCCUAGUCCGCCGAAAGGCAAGGAGAGCAUGCACACACAGCUGCCGCCGCAGUCUGGUCCCAGCACCAACGGGCGGCAUGCCAGCAGUGCGAUGCAGGCUCACAGCAUCACUGCGGCGAACGGCAACGCAGGCGGCCUAGGCGCCUCCAGCGGCAAUACGCUGUCCGGAGAGGAUGCGCGUGUGCCUAGCCGCACAGCACUCAGCAUGAGCGCCCCCUCCUGGCUGCACAAGGGCAGCCAGCAGCAGCCCCGCGCAUCCUUCACCGCAGCAUUGCGACAGAAGCUGCGGAUGCACAUUACAGCCAACAGCAACAGCUCUCCGGGCGCCAGCCCGGGGCCCGGCACAACGCCCGUGGGAUCGGUGGCGGCUCUCCGUUCCGACCUGGCCGUGUCCACUUCUGCAGCUACUGCUGUCGCGGCCCCGAGCUCACACACCAAGCUGCUGCCCAAGCACAGCGUGCCCGGGGCAAUGACGGCGGCGUGGCGCAACGGUCCCGCCCAGGCUGUGCACUGGCUGCUGUCGUGCCUAUCCAGCCUGCCGCAAAUGGACUGGCCGCCUGAGCUGCUGGAGCACCCGCUUGCGGAGGAGGCGUGGUUCGACGGGCCGGAGGGGCAGCAGCCGGGCCGGCUGCCGGCCUUGCACUGGCGUGGGCUGCGGACCACGGCCGUGGUGGCGUGGGGCGAGCUGUCGGGCUGUCUGGAACCGGGUUCGCUGAGCGGGCACAUGUCUUACCAGCACAGCGCGGCGUGGCAGGCGCUCAAAAGGAUCACCGCGGCGUCGCAGGUUGGCAAGGUGGUGGUGGGCGCUGACGUUGCUGCCAUGCUGCCGUCCGAGCAGCUUGACCACGCACUGGUCUCGAACCACGGCCCCAUCUCGCGCAAAGCCAAGCGCGGCGGCUAGUCAUGCAGCAAGGAAUCUGAAACUGAAUGGGUUUUAGUUGGUCUCUGUUUCCUCUCCAGGGCGGCCUACGACCGUGUAGGCUGGGGCGUGGAGGCUGUGGAGCUUCCGGUGUGGCCGGUUUGCACUGUACUUGAUGGGCGAGGUCAGCGGCGGAGGCGCAACACAUCCUGCUGCAGGGUGCGGGGGGAUGGCAGCCUCGCAUUAAGUGCCAGUGCUCCACACCUGUCUGUGAAACUAGUAAACACAACCUAAUGGCACAACCUCCUUUCAUGGCAUCUUGUGGUUUGUGAGGGCGCUAGAAGUUGCGCGGUCUUGCCUGGAAGUGCCUAACAACUGGAGGCGUAAACGUACGCAGCUCUGAAGCAAGCAAGGGCACACUAAUGAGUUACCUAUUGCAAUGACGGGUGCCUAUGAUGCAAAGUCCUAAAACCAUGCAUGAGCACACUUGCGUUAAGUUGGCCAGCGAGAGACAACGUAGGGUUGUACGACGGCCUUGUUCCAAGCCAGGAGGAACUAGGGGCCACUACUCCACUAACCCUACGGUAAACUGUGUGAUGGGAUAUUCAUUGAGCUACUGGCAUGUUGGGCAAUGUGAGCAAGUCUAAUGUCCGUGUCCCGGUAUUGCUGGGGCGGUAUUUUGAGGGCUGUAUGGCCGCGCGGCUUGCUCACAUGGGUCUUACGGCAGGUCAGCCGCAUUUACACAACCAGGUGUAGCCUGAUGCCAUGCCAGUGAGCCUGUGGCCAAGUGGCCUUGAUUGUGACAGAGAAACGGUUGUCCUUGACUUCAAGUGUACUAGCGUGUGUAUGUAUCUUGGAUGGCACCACAAAAACGUGAUGCAAUUGGUGUCUAGAUACACGAGAUGUGGUAACGAACGGCGUGAAUUUAUAUGGUUUAUCUAAUACAAGCACUGUCCGCUCCAUGCAGCGGUGUGCUAAUUUGGGCCUGGUUGGUCUAUAAAACCCACAGGCAUGGCGGCUUGGGUGUAGCUCUCGCGGUUUCGCCGUUAGCCUUCAUCUUAUGUGUGAGCAUGUCUCUGCAUGUGUGUGUAUAAGGGGAUGUACCGUAGUGUGUAUAUGUGUUUGUGUAUGUGCAUGAGCGCACACCGUGACCUUGGCAGCUCAGGGUGCUGCAUGUGCACGCGCAGCACACCUUCAUGCAUCGCGUGCCUUCAGCUGACCUUGAUGCUGAAGUCUUGAGACGCCGUGCAUGCACUCGGUGUGCCAGCGGCCACAGGGCGGCACUUGAAUGUCACACACGAUGUCAAGGGCGCCACUGUCCCGUGUUUGAACCUGCUUGAGCUGUCAUGGGUAGCUGGGUCCCAGGCAAAUUCCUGCGCACCUACUCAACUCUGUAGAGCCAUGGGUUCUAAGCGGCCUCCGCCAUGUACGUUUUGUGUGCGCGUCCUUUCAGGCCACACUGAGUCCCAGCUAGGCUACCACCCAAUUCCACUUCAUUGGUGAGGGUUCCCAUCCUGGGUCUAAGUCACCGAGCUGCUCAUAUAAGUGUGUAAUGCCAGAUCGGCAGACCAUACGCGCUGCUUCGUAAAGACGCACUUAGCGCUAUGGCUCGCCCCUUUUUGGACGCGAACGCUACAGCCUGCAGCCCAGCGUGAGACAUGAUGAUGAUGUUGUUACAGGUGGAUGUGUGGUCAUCUCAGGACCUGCAACGAGACUAACCGAGCCGCAAGGGCUCCUCGCAGUCCACGGAAAAAAGUGGGGAAGCAACAAAGAUAUAAAACCCGAUGCAAACUCGUGUGCGUUGUGUCCCGUUGUGUAAUCAGAAUACAGGCCCAAUCACGUUCUGUGCUUGUGUCAUUGUGUGCGUUGUGUGCUUGUGCCUCGUUGUGUAAACAGAAUCAAGCCCCAAUCACGUUGUGUGCUUGUGCCUCGUUGUGUAAACAGAAUCAAGCCCCAGGCAGAAGCUUGCGCCGUACAUGUGUGCUUGUGCCCCGUUGUGUAAACAGAAUAAAGCCCCAAUCACGUUCUGUGCUUGUGCCGUUGUGUGCGUUACGUGCUUGUGCCCCGUUGUGUAAUCAGAAUCAAGC
Molecule: messenger RNA, 6693 nt
Organism: Chlamydomonas reinhardtii
Lineage: Eukaryota; Viridiplantae; Chlorophyta; Chlorophyceae; Chlamydomonadales; Chlamydomonadaceae
Exons: 4
Coding region: 50-4648 (1532 amino acids)
Source: RefSeq, a predicted model, not a curated record